AUGGCGCUCUCCAUCAAAAAUUUGUCGUCCUUGAGAAACAUUUUUCCUUUUCGUCAAUCUCAUAUGUGUUUAAUGGUUCGUCAUAAAUAUUUCUUCAAAAAAUAUAAUCCAGAGGGCGCAGUGUAUAGAGAGUACAAGAAUGAAGUCGUGAAGAACACGGGGAAAGUUUACGACAAAAAACCGGCCAAGGUUGUCCUUAAGCCUGGAAAGAAAUACCACUGGUGUUCCUGCGGCUAUGGACAUUCACAGCCUCUCUGUGACGGGACACACAAGACAUUGGCUGAAAGGAGGUGGACAAAGGUGAAAUUCCAUCCAAAAGUGUUCGAAGUGGAGGAAGAAAAGACCUACUUCCUGUGUAACUGUAAACAAACAAAGAAUCCACCAUUUUGUGAUGGAACACAUAGAAACAAAGAAAUACAGGAUAAAAUAAAAGGAUGAUAUUGCAUAA
Saccostrea echinata is the source of this 448-nucleotide messenger RNA. RefSeq names its product CDGSH iron-sulfur domain-containing protein 3, mitochondrial-like. The transcript has 3 exons. Lineage: Eukaryota; Metazoa; Mollusca; Bivalvia; Ostreida; Ostreidae. The coding region runs from base 1 to 438 and encodes 145 amino acids. The record is from RefSeq and is a predicted model, not a curated record. Gene Ontology annotation, cellular component: intracellular membrane-bounded organelle. Gene Ontology annotation, molecular function: 2 iron, 2 sulfur cluster binding.